UGUAGUCAAUCACCGUGGGUGGUGAUGGGGAUAGAGGAUUACCAUGUCAUCGAGCUCGUCGGGGAGGGCUCCUUCGGGAAGGUGUACAAAGGGAGGCGCAAGUACACUCGCCAGACGGUUGCGAUGAAGUUUAUCCUUAAGCAUGGGAAGACUGACAAAGAUAUACAUAAUCUAAGGCAGGAGAUUGAGAUUCUGAGGAAACUCAAACAUGAGAAUAUAAUUGAAAUGAUCGAUUCUUUUGAAACCCCUCAGGAAUUUUGUGUUGUCACAGAAUUCGCUCAGGGAGAACUGUUCGAGGUGCUUGAGGAUGAUAAGUGCCUUCCAGAAGAACAAGUUCAAGCAAUUGCUAAACAGCUGGUAAAAGCACUUCAUUACUUGCACUCCAAUCGUAUUAUCCACCGUGAUAUGAAACCUCAGAACAUACUUAUUGGGAAAGGUUCUGUUGUGAAGCUCUGUGAUUUUGGGUUUGCUCGUGCCAUGUCAGCUAAUACUGUUGUGUUACGUUCUAUAAAAGGAACACCUCUAUACAUGGCUCCAGAACUUGUGAGGGAACAACCUUAUAACCACACAGCAGAUCUAUGGUCACUUGGUGUCAUCUUGUAUGAACUAUUUGUUGGACAGCCCCCUUUUUAUACUAAUUCAGUCUAUGCACUUAUCCGACACAUUGUCAAGGAUCCUGUGAAAUAUCCAGAAAAUAUGACCACACAUUUUAAGAACUUCUUAAAGGGUUUAUUAAAUAAGUCGCCUCAAAGCAGAUUAACCUGGCCAGCAUUGUUGGAGCACCCAUUUGUCAAAGACAAUUCAGUGGAACCAGCAGCUGACAAUGAAAGUACUCCCUUUGAAGUUAAAGGAUCCGAGGCUACCUGGAAGGCAGAUGAAAUCCAAACAUCCAGGAAACAGCCAUUUGCUGCUGAUCCACAAAGUAGAAAUACUACUGAAAACAGGGAAAAUGUGUACGAUAAACAUAACAACUAUAAAAAAGUGGAAGGCUCGAAGAAUGCUGCUGAGGAUCAUCAUAGUUCAUCUACUGUUCCUGUUUCUGACAUCAGCACUCCAUCAGAAUGUACAGCUUUAGAUAAGCUGGAAAAAACUUCUGAAACAGUAAAAGGUGCAAAUGCCAUUGUUGAAGAUAGUGAAGCCUUGUCAACUGUCCUUAGCCCCAUCAAAGUUUGGUUGAGCAACCCCAGGGAACUGAAUAUUGAUGGUGCAAAUCAGUCGCUCAGAAUUGUAAAAAAAUUAAUUGAAGCAGGGUCAUAUCAAUCUUGUGCUACAAUUGAUGACAUCAUCUGCAUAUUUCUUGAGUUUACAAGUGUCAUUAUCAGAACAAAGCUUUCAGAUGCUUACAGCCUUGCAGUGAAGUGCUUAGCAAUAGCGCGAAAGUUGCUUGAUACAAGUGAAGGCGCUGUACUGCAAUCUUAUGACAGACACUGGUCCUCUCUAUAUGAGCUUUAUUCACAGAUUCUGGUUUCUACAAUUGAUCCAUCUGGAAGAAUCUCUCGCGAGUCAACUGCAUGCCUUGCUCUGAUGUUAUCUCGCGUUAUUUCUGGAUUAAAAACAAGUAUCUCCUCUGAGAGUCCAAAGCCAAUGGAAGAAAGUCUCAUCAAGAUCAUCAAUCAUGCAAGGAGUUCGCAGUUACUAGAACUCUUAUGUGAGUGUCUAAUAGCUUCAGGUUCAGACAUAAUAUCAGGGUCAACUAACAUGGUGCCAGCAGCUUGUGAGGCAUGCAAAGCCAUUUGGUAUCUGGCUCAUGCUGUUGAUAUUAUGUCCCUUGGCACACACAAUUUUUCAUUUCCACUAGCUAACUCGUGGCGACAAGUUCACGCAACGCUGGAUGGUAAAAUGCAAGACCAAGGUUCAUUGCCAGCCCCACAAAAAAAAGAUUCAUUACCAGAUCCAGACUCUACCCACCUGAUAAAUAUAUUUGUCAAAUCAUUUCUAGCUUCAAAACCAAUGCAGGUUGCAGUUUAUCAUUGCUUGCAUAAUGGUUUGGAGUCAGCUAUCCAUGCUUCUCUUCAGCUAAUCUCGAGAGCUUGUCUACUGGAUCCUUCUUUCUGUGCUAUUAUUUGUGGCCCAAUGAAUUCAUCAUCGAAUCUCUAUGAAGUAGAAUAUGGUGGAGAUGGGACAAUUGUAUGUGAUAUGUUUUCUCUAUUGUCACUUUGUGGCUCAUAUUUGAAUAAGGAUUCCAAGCAAAACAGUAAUCAGAAAUGCAGACUAUCCAAUCCUCAUGCCCUAGUAGUGCACUGCUGCCUUGCAUUGGCAACAAUAGCUGCAUGCCUGAAGUCAGAGGGGAACUCUUCAGCAUCAGUUAUCUUAACAAGUUCCCAGAAGAAACAACGGUCUCGACUUUCUGUUCUUGCGCAUCUCUCUUCAGUUGAUGAUACAGUCAAGAGUUGCCUGCAGCCACACUGUGCAUCUGCAAUGCUUGCACUAUCAUCACUUAUUUCACUGGAAAAUGGAGGGCAAAGCAGAUCUUCUCUUUGUGAAACUGCCCUUGCUUUGUUUCCUCGUAUGGCAACAAUACACACAUUACUGAAGCUUUGGCUAUCUGAUGGUAGUGAAGCACUCUGUCGAUAUAAUGCUGGUCUGUUGAAUCUGUUCAGCCUUCGUGAUGGAUGUGUUGGGCUGUUGGAGACCAGAUUGAAAUGGGGUGGGCCAUUGGCAAUUGAACAAGCCUGCUCUGUCGGCAUCCCACAGCUCCUAAUUCGCUUGCUUACAGAUGGAUUCUCCAAGGAAUCAUCUGAUGAGAAAGAAGGUUCAACACACCGUAGUGGAUUAUCACCAUUGGGAGUUGUUUGGACUCUCUCGGCUUUAUCUCAAUGUCUACCUGGUGGUGUUUUCCGUGAAAUUUUGUAUAGAAGGGAGCAUGUUAAGCUUUUAACUGACCUGUUGGGUGAUAUGCACCUCAAGGCAUUGGCAACUUGGACUGGUCUUGGUGGUGGGAAAAAAGGAGUUCGGGAACUGAUAAACUCGGUGGUUGAUAUUUUGGCAUUUCCCUUUGUUGCAGUGCAGAGUUCUCCAAACAUGCCAUCAACUUCUGCAUCCAUCAAUAGUGGCUUUCUUCUUAACAUUGCAUCACCUGGUGGAAGAAUUGGUACUGAGAAUAAGGAAAUGCUGAAAACUAUUGAGAAAAACAUGGGUCAAUACAUUCAAGUUCUACUAGAGGUUAAUGUUCCUGGCUGUAUACUUCGCAGUUUUGAUCAUGUUGACUUGGAAGAUCUAUCAAGACCCUUGGCCAUAGUUGCCAAAAUGGUUGGGUACCGUCCGCUUGCUUCGCAGCUUCUUAGAGAAGGUUUACUAAAUCAUAGCAGAGUUGAAAAAUUACUGAAAGGCCCUAUCACUAAAGAGACGUUGCUUGACUUCCUCAUGAUAGUUUCUGAUCUUGCUCGAAUGUCAAAGGACUUUUAUGAGCCAAUUGAUAAGGCAGGCAUGAUUGGAUAUCUGAAGAACUUUCUGUCAAAUGAGGACCCUGAUUUAAGAGCAAAAGCUUGCAGCGCAAUUGGCAACAUGUGCCGCCACAGUGCCUACUUCUACAGUUCACUUGCAUCAAGUAAGGUAAUUGAGCUGGUAGUUGACAGGUGCUCUGACCCUGAUAAACGCACUAGGAAGUUCGCGUGUUUCGCUGUAGGAAAUGCUGCUUAUCACAAUGACAAGCUAUAUGAAGAACUUAGACGGUCCAUACCUCAACUCACCAAUCUACUUCUUGCGCCUGAGGAGGAUAAAACCAAAGGCAAUGCCGCAGGAGCACUGAGUAACUUAGUGAGGAACUCUAACGUACUCUGUGAAGAUAUUGUCUCCCAGGGCGCAAUUCAGGCCCUGCUGAAGAUGGUCAGCAACUACUCCACCGUGGCUCUGAGCCCCAGCCGGAAGGACGUGCUAACGGAGUCGCCGCUGAAGAUCGUCCUCUUCGCCCUGCGCAAAAUGUGCGACCACGCCGCCUGCCGUCUCUUCCUCCGGUCAUCGGAGCUGCUCCCGGUCAUCGUGCACCUCAGGCAGUCGCCGGAUUCGACCAUCUCUGAGUAUGCUUCCGCCAUCGCCACCAAAGCUUACCAGCCUUGAGCGAGCCCUUCGCGUUCCUGGUUCCUCCCGGUCGGGCGGGGUUAUGAUGUUUUGGAAUUGUCGUAUUUAGUACAGUAUAUCACGAUCAACUAGCCAGAUUAUUAUGUGUUGUAUAUAUGAGCCGAUUUGCCGAGAGAAGGGCAUAUAAUUACCUUACACUUUAAA
This is a messenger RNA of Oryza brachyantha (malo sina), 4221 nucleotides long. Its product is annotated as serine/threonine-protein kinase TIO. The record is from RefSeq and is a predicted model, not a curated record. Gene Ontology annotation, molecular function: ATP binding; protein binding; protein kinase activity. The coding region runs from base 25 to 4056 and encodes 1343 amino acids. The transcript has 23 exons. Gene Ontology annotation, biological process: protein phosphorylation. NCBI's taxonomy places the organism in Eukaryota, Viridiplantae, Streptophyta, Magnoliopsida, Poales, Poaceae. Gene Ontology annotation, cellular component: cytoplasm.